CGAGAAUCCAAGUCCUGUGCGGAGGCAAGGUGAGGUGCCUGCAAGAAGACUGGGGGGACCCUGAGUGAGGACUGACAGAACCCCACAGAUCCCUGCCCCUGUAGUCGGCCCUGGGAGCCCUUGGGGAGCUCCAGGGCCCAGGAGGCCAAGGCGGAGGUCUGAGGCCGAUAUCCUGAGGUCAGAGAGCAGAGGCGGUCCAGGCAGUAUCAGGAGUUAAGGCAUCGCGCUCCUGGUGGAGAUGAGUGAGCUGAGCAAGCCGGAGGAAGACCUUCAGGACCCAGGCGAGGCCCAGGGCCCGGUGGAGGUGCAGCUCUUGGAGGCUGAGGUGGGGGAAGCUGCAUCCCUCUCAGCCUCCUCCCCUACAGUGUCCUCCUCAGCCCCUGGGGAGGCCUUGCCCCAGGAAGCUCUGAAGGAGAUGAUAACUAACCUGAUGAACUUCCUGCUCCUCAAGUAUCAAGCCAAGGAGUGUACCUCCCAGGCAGAAAUGCUGGAGAAGGUCCUCAAGGAUAACCAGGAGCACUUCCGGGUGGUCUUCAGACAAGCCUCGGAGUGCCUGCAGCUGGUCUUUGGCGUGGAGGUGACGGUGGUAUACCCCAGGGCGGACACCUACGCUAUGAUCCCUGCCCUGGGCCUCACCUGUGAUGCGAUGCAGAGCGGUGAGCAGGGCCUGCCCAAGGCCGGCCUCCUGGUGCUGGUCCUCAGUGUGAUCAUGAGGAAUGGAGACCCCACCCCUGAGGAGGUGGUCUGGGGAGCACUCAGCAGGAUGGGUGUGUGUGUUGGGAGGGAGCACUCCAUCUUUGGGGAGCCCAAGGAGCUGCUGACCCAAGUGUGGGUGCAGGAGGGAUACCUGGAGUACCGGCAGGUGCCUGACAGUGACCCUGCUCGCUACAAGUUCCUGUGGGGUCCCCGGGCCUAUGCAGAGACCAGCAAACAGAAAGUCAUGGCAUUUGUGCUCAGGGUCAGACAAAGGGCUUGGAGGUCCUUCGUGCUCCAGUUUGCAGAGGCUGCGAGGGAGGAGAAAGGACAAGGAGGCCUGAGCCAGAGCAGCAGCCAGUCUAAUCCUUCCCUCUGUGAUUAAAGAGGGAGUAUUCAGCCUUCUCAAAACUGAGGGCCUGGGCCAGUUGGGGGAGCCAUUGUGUAGCGUCUUUGGGUUCCUGCUCCUUAUGAUGACAGGCAGAUUCAUCUCUGUUUCUUUUAGAAAAUUGUCAAACUUGAAUUGUUUUAAUGGAAGGCUAAAUAAACUUCAGUGUCUCAGCUUUGUGAA
Messenger RNA from Cervus elaphus (red deer), 1264 nucleotides. Its product is annotated as melanoma-associated antigen 10-like. Lineage: Eukaryota; Metazoa; Chordata; Mammalia; Artiodactyla; Cervidae. The record is from RefSeq and is a predicted model, not a curated record. Gene Ontology annotation, biological process: negative regulation of transcription by RNA polymerase II. Gene Ontology annotation, cellular component: nucleus. Bases 239 to 1078 code for a protein of 279 amino acids. The transcript is spliced from 3 exons.